Messenger RNA from Gloeophyllum trabeum ATCC 11539, 510 nucleotides. RefSeq lists its product as uncharacterized. Lineage: Eukaryota; Fungi; Basidiomycota; Agaricomycetes; Gloeophyllales; Gloeophyllaceae. The transcript has a single exon. The annotation marks the transcript as partial. The record is from RefSeq and is a predicted model, not a curated record. Gene Ontology annotation, biological process: mycotoxin biosynthetic process.
GACUUCCCGGAGUCCUUCCCUAUCGGCGCUCUUCCGCAAGCAAGCAUCUUCGUAGCAAACACGGUCCACUACCAAAUCAACACCACCGACGCUCCCGACGAAUGGGCAUCGCUCUUCCCCAGAGGCGGCGGGUACGUCCACCUGGGAGAAGAGCAAAGACCAUUCCUGCUCUCGAUGUACCACCAAUUAUACUGCCUGCGACAUCUGAAAGAUACGAUCGCCACGCCUUCCGAGCAGAAGACGGGAUCCCAGCUAGGUCGGGCUCAGCAUUGCUUGAAUUAUAUCAGGCAAGCAAUAUUGUGCGAGCCCAGCUUGAGGUUGGAGCCGGAGAGCGAGAGGAUUAGGGACGCCGGGUUGCCGGCUGGGAUAGACGGACUUGAGUUGGUGCAUAGCCAGUGCAGAGAUUGGACGGUGGCCUUCAAGGCGGUAGAGGAAAACCGCGCAAGAUCACGGCAGGGAACGAAGAGAGAUGUUGUACGAGGUGUUGUAAAAAAAGAACUUUAUGAAUAG